UCGUAAGGCAACAUUUAAUGACAAAAUGUCACUCUCAUCUGGUUUGCCUUUGCUAACUAUAAGUGUGUCUUUUUAUUUUUGGAUUAUUUAGCGUUUGUUCAUUAAUUAAAAUUGUGGAUUGCAAAUUUUGCACCCUGGAAUUUAAUAAAAUUAACUUAAGAUGUCGGUAAUGGAAUUUUUGAAAGACUUGCCCUCGUACGACGUGCAUAAUUUUACAUUAUUCAACACCGACCAUGGUAUAAGGAAUUGUUCAAAAAGACCUUCAAUAUAUCUUCCCACCAAGGAUAUUCCUUCUGAACAAAUUAUUGUAACAGAAAAAACAAACAUAUUACUAAGAUAUCUACAUCAGCAAUGGGAGAAAAAGAAUAAUACUUCUCCAAAGAAACGUGAUCAAAGCCAUAUAGAACAAAAUGGAGAUGAAAGUCGACCUCGUAAAAGGCCAUGUUUAAACUCACCUCUAAAUUGAUACUGUUCAAGAAUCAUUUAAUUUGUGCUUCAAAUACAGACUAUGAACUAUGUAACGGUUUUGUAUUAAAAUUUGUAAACCACAUUUUUAGGUUAAAUUAUACAUUGAUUCUCAAACACACUGGUUCAAUGUUUAUUAGAAAGUAUUCUGCCAUUUGAUUGUCUUCUCUUCAUGCAAAACGUUGUACAUGCUACAUUUUAAUUUUCAUUCCAUACUAUUUUCUAGUUACUAUCUUUGUUUAUGAGGAAAUGACAUAAAUGACCCUUAAAAAUGAAAAUUAUUUUAUUUGUAAAGCUAAUUUAAGUGUGCAUACUAUUGAUGAAAAUGUGUGCAGUAUAUGAAUGCACAUGGUACAAGGUUAUAUCUCUUUCCAAGUCAGGAAAUGAAAUAUUUAGAAUGUAUGAUAAACAGCUAAAAUGUAGCUACGAAAUUUAUUUGUAGAUGAUUGUAUCAAACUAAAUUUCUAGUAGGGGUGAUGAUUCUGUUUAUAGUUUGGUGUUGUAUGCUAUAUUUCUUUUGUUUUAAGCUCAAACUAGAUAAUUUUUCAAAACCUUACAUCAUGUUUAUUUGGAAAGUUUCACAUAUUUUGAUUUUUUUUUAAAUAAUUUUUAAUAACUUCUUGCACUGACUUUUCUAGAUUUAUUUGUAUGCAAUCUCUAAUUUGUUAGGAAUUAUAUUGCUAUCUUCACUUCACUUCAUAUGCGUAAGUUAUUAAGUAGCAAGUAUUUUAGGUCUGUUUGAUUGGCAAUGGCUGUUUUAAUAAAUGAUCAUACUAUGAUGUUUAUUCAAUCAACCUGCUAUAAAUAAAUCGUCUAGUUUUUGCUGUUAUCAUGUUUUGAUAAUAGAGGUAAUUAGUGGUUUUAUGGCUGCUAGGCAUGACACAUGCCUUAUUUGUCUUUGUCAUAUAGCCUAUUAAAUUAUUUGGACUUAACACAAUCAAAUUUAAUAUACAUAUUUCAUCAAAUAUUUCACAGAACAGUAGGGAAACUAAACAAUAGCUGUAAUUAUUAUUUGAACAAAUUUAAUAUUCUAUAUGGUGAUAAUAUUUUCAGAUUUAAGUAAUUGAUACUGUCGAUUUUUAAAAUAUCAGCAGCCAAAUUUUUUGUGUUCAAACAUUAGUUAAAUCCACAAUAGUUUAUUAUAUAAGUUAUUUUUUUACUAAUUAUGUUUUAAUUAGUGAUCAGGAUUCUUGUAGUAAAACAAGCAAUAAGGUAUAAGAUAUAAAUUAAGAUACAUUUUAUAGCAUCAGAUAAAAUUAUUUUUUAUCUUUUUCAUAAUUUAACAAGAACUUGUCCUGUAGUGCUGAUUUUAGAAUUCCAUAACAUGUAUGACACAAUACUGAUAAAUAUAUUUAAUAUAUAAU
Messenger RNA from Nymphalis io (European peacock), 1829 nucleotides. Its product is annotated as DET1- and DDB1-associated protein 1. The transcript has 4 exons. The record is from RefSeq and is a predicted model, not a curated record. The coding region runs from base 161 to 466 and encodes 101 amino acids. Gene Ontology annotation, biological process: positive regulation of proteasomal ubiquitin-dependent protein catabolic process. Gene Ontology annotation, cellular component: Cul4-RING E3 ubiquitin ligase complex. NCBI's taxonomy places the organism in Eukaryota, Metazoa, Arthropoda, Insecta, Lepidoptera, Nymphalidae.